Molecule: messenger RNA, 1680 nt
Organism: Fusarium coffeatum
Lineage: Eukaryota; Fungi; Ascomycota; Sordariomycetes; Hypocreales; Nectriaceae
Exons: 1
Coding region: 1-1680 (559 amino acids)
Biological process (GO): regulation of DNA-templated transcription
Molecular function (GO): DNA-binding transcription factor activity, RNA polymerase II-specific; zinc ion binding
Source: RefSeq, a predicted model, not a curated record
AUGGUUAAUCGUGGCCCUUCCAGAGGUUGCAUCACCUGCAAAAGACGUCGCGUCAAAUGUGACGAGACGAAGCCUUCAUGCAAGGCAUGCAAUCGUGUCGGUCGCGAGUGUGCAGGUUACAAAAAGCAACCCGUUCGCCUACGAUUCAAAGACGAGACUUCACGUUGUGUGAAUAAAUUCAAAUCACCAGAUCGGAUAAUCACUACCAUCAUCACAGAGCACGAGGUUUCUGGGUUUUCUGAGACUCCAGGAUUACUUCCAAGUCGCCUUCCAAAACAGCAGGAUGCGGCUGUGGCUUUCUUUCUCACGUAUGUCACCAACGUUGGCCGGAAUAUGGAGUCGACAAGAGGGUUCCUAGAAUUUGUCCGUCCCAUCUUGGCAACUGAAUCUCACAAUUCCGCGCUAUCCGCUGCAGUCAAUGCGACUUCUAUCAAGCUCUGGACAUUACUACAACCAACUGGCAUCACUAGUUCUUUACCUAUCAGAUUAUACAAUCAAGCACUCGUAAAGCUACAGGAGGCUGUGUAUAGCCCUGAAGAGCAAGGAAAAGAUGCGACCGUCAUUGCGGCGCUCAUGUUGCAGCAAUGUGACACCUUGGCUGCCAUAUUCGGACAUAACAAAUCAAAUACCACGCACAGAAAGGGCGCCUUGGCCCUGCUGACACAAAAUGGCAUGGGGAAGUUCAAACAUCACGGACAUUUGCUUGGAAAUCUUUUCCACGCUAAAAUAUCGUUCUGUGUCAGACACAAAGUUUCAUUGACUGAAGGCGAGCUAGAUUGGGUACAAAGCAAGAUAAUACCGGCUCUACCAGCAAAUCCUAGCUACUCGCUCGACAUUAUCGGCGUGUCUAUUUCUAGGCUUCAGACGAUUCACAACCUGUCAGCAUCUCCAAAAGUGGAAAUAUCCUUGGCAGCACUGCAAGAGCUUCCAUCCAUUAUUUGUGAAGUCGAGGCACAGCUCCAUGCUUGGCUGCAUACUGUACCUGAGAUUUGGCACCGUCAGACCAUACAAGCUAAGGAUACCAUGACGCCAGGUAUAGAUACCUACGACGGCUCGGUCGUUAUAUAUCCGAGCAUUCAAAUUACAAACAUAUGGAACAUGUGGCGGAUCUAUCGUCUCAUCGUCGAGGAAGUCAAAAGAAACCUUUUCAACAACUUGGUCACAGAAAGUGUUAAUCCCCAGGUAAAAAGAAGCCAGGAAACACAGGAUCUAAUCAAGUCCAUUUGUCGGAGUAUACCAUUCUACCUCGGCAAUCUCUCCAAGCCGGUGAGCUUCACAGAUAUCAACGAUCAGAAACUCCACUUCCCCUGCUUUCACGACUUGUUGCCGACAAGCGAGACAUUCAUCGCUUACAAGAAGAGCAAUCACUAUGUUUCGAGGAUCGACCACAAUCGUCAUAAUGUCAUCCACGGCCCUAUCGCUUCCUUGAGUGUUUUAUCGAGUCUUAUUAGACUCUUCGAGGAACACAGCCCACCACUAUUAUCAGCUGAGGAUGAACUGCAGAGACAGAAACGAUGGAUAUAUGGGCAGUUUCGCCGCUCACUUCACUUGAUGCGAUUUAUACCCGCCGACCACGAUGAGACAGGGGAGACGUACUGGCAGUCUGGGAAUGGUGAGAUGAUGAACACACAACUGGCUGAUGAUAUCCGCCAAGCACUUUGCACAGUCAACUUGCUGUGA